Messenger RNA from Topomyia yanbarensis, 1868 nucleotides. RefSeq names its product pro-resilin-like. Gene Ontology annotation, cellular component: extracellular matrix. NCBI's taxonomy places the organism in Eukaryota, Metazoa, Arthropoda, Insecta, Diptera, Culicidae. The transcript has 4 exons. The record is from RefSeq and is a predicted model, not a curated record. The coding region runs from base 132 to 647 and encodes 171 amino acids.
CAAACAACCAGAGGCGCAAGCAUAGAGCCGUUUUCUUCUCCAAUCCUUGUGUGACAGCAGAGCAGAGCAGAGUUUUCCUCACCCACCAAUCCAGUGUGUUCCAAUUAGAGUGAUAAAACCAAGUAGCAAUCAUGAAGAUCUUCGCCGCCGUUGCCGUGAUCUCGCUGGCCGUUCUUGCGGCAGCCGAACCACCAGCCCCUCGCAGCAACUAUCUUCCACCGAACCAGCAGCAGGCCGGCAAUUUCAAUGGGGCUAACGGUUACAACUAUAACACAAACAAUAACGGCUACAACUAUCCCUCCACGGCCCCUUCCGCGCAGUAUGGCGCACCAUCCGGCUCAGGAACAAGCGGAUCUGAAGGAUACAACUAUGCCGAUGCCAAUGCCGAGCCGGCCAAAUAUUCUUUCGAGUACAACGUCCAGGACUCGUACUCCGGUAAUGACUUUGGGCACAUGGAAUCACGCGACGGAGACCGCACCGUUGGACGCUACUAUGUCCUGCUUCCCGAUGGUCGCAAGCAAAUUGUGAACUACGAAGCCGACCAGAACGGAUACCGCCCAACCAUCACCUACGAAGAUACCGGCGCUGGAAGCAACGGAUCCGGUGGAUACCCAAACAGCCAGGGUGGAUUCCAGGGAUACCAGUAAGAUGGGAUCUGACCAUCAACCAUCAGCGCAACGACUCAAAACUUGUUAGGAACGAAUUUUAGCUCUAUAGGUUAUUGUUCUAGUGAAUUUAAUUACAGCCCUUUGUUCUCAUACUCAUACUCAUACUCAUACCGAACACCAGUGGCUGGCGGGGAACCUGAUUCCAACCGUCUUGAUGGCCAGUAUUGAAGCAGGAAUCAGUUUUCGUGCGAGGCACCGCGAGUAUCGGCUACCGUUCACCAAUUUGACAACACACAAGCUACAAGGUCAUCUGACCUCUUGAAGCAGAACCAAUUGGCCUGCGUUAAGCCAAACCGAGCUAAGCGCCAUAAUUUUUUUCGUGUAUUUUUCGUACCAAAAUUCAUUUCUCGAUAACGUACCAUUUACGUAGAAAGUCAAAGAACACUUGCUUGCUUUCGUUUGCUAUUUGAGCUCCCAAUACAUAAUAGAUAUUAGAGUUCCUGGUGUUACAUUGGAUGUUAAAGCGAUUUUAGAUAAAGUACCUCAAAAUGGCGCUUGGUCCUCUUUGGCUUAACACAGGCCAAUUUAAAUUCGCCUAAAAUUUAUAUCAAAUCAGAAGAAAACAAAAUCACUUACCAAAAAGACCAACGGCUUCGAACACUGGAAAAUGAUUUCAACUUUUUGAAGAAACGAAAAAAAAACUAAUUAAAGUCAAGUCAAAAAUUAUGCUUUUAUAAACCAAUGCUUCAAAAAAUUCUAGGAACAUAGUUUCUGAAACAAGAAUUUUCAAAAAAUUUAGUUAAUCAAGUUUGAUUGAUUGGCGACAAAAAAAUACCAUUAUUAUUAUUAUCAUCAUAAGUUACCAUUCUGCAAGCAAAUGAAAAAAUGUGAGGAAAACGAUGAUAACUGCCAUAAAUGUUUAAGUGAACAACGAAUCAAGUAGAAGACGAGACAAGCAAAACCGGUGCCGCCCGCAACACGAUCGAACAGGACGGCACUGACACGCAAAUGCAUGAUGCUCCCUGGGAAGAAAACCUCUGUAAAUAGGUAAAUGUUAUUUGUACAAAAUGUUCUUUCUUUCUUUUUUUAUUUGCAAUAAUGUUACAGAUAUGUACAAUUUUGUAAUGUUAACGAAACAAUGUUUAAAGAAUAAUAAAGCCCGAAGAGGACACGAUCGGCACUCCCAGCUCGGGGGCGUAGCUUAAACGGAGCCAGUUCCGAGAGCUCGGGAGUGGUUGAUUGUUUGCUUUGGAAAACGAA